Messenger RNA from Physcomitrium patens, 1995 nucleotides. RefSeq names its product ribose-phosphate pyrophosphokinase 1. Gene Ontology annotation, molecular function: magnesium ion binding; ribose phosphate diphosphokinase activity. The record is from RefSeq and is a predicted model, not a curated record. Gene Ontology annotation, cellular component: ribose phosphate diphosphokinase complex; cytoplasm. Lineage: Eukaryota; Viridiplantae; Streptophyta; Bryopsida; Funariales; Funariaceae. Gene Ontology annotation, biological process: purine nucleotide biosynthetic process; 5-phosphoribose 1-diphosphate biosynthetic process; ribonucleoside monophosphate biosynthetic process.
GAGCCUCUCUUCUCAGUUUCAUCACGCUCUCUCUGUCUGUUCUGUUUCUUCACCCCCUCUUCAUCGUUGCAUUGGAGCAAUUUAGGAGGAGUAGCGAUGGCGCCCUCCUCUGCUGUGCUGUUCAGUGCUGCUGAUUCUACUGUGUUGUUUAGUGCUUCAUUGCUGGACCAGAGAGCUUCGGUGCUUGGUCGCGCCAGCUCCAGCGUUUUCGGCGACGCGCUGCGCUGCUGCAGCAACAGCAGCGGCGAUGCUGCGCUGCGGUUAUCGAAGCCGGCCUCGCAGCCGAAACAUAUCGUUGCAAAUUCUUCGACAAAUUCUGUUUCUUCGAAGGGGAGGGUAUUUGUGCCUCCCAUGCAUCAGGACAACUGGAACAAUCUGUCGUUGGGCUCACGGACUCUAACUGAUCUGGGAGUGCGGGAGUUACGAAACGCUAAUAACCGGUUGAAGAUCUUUUCUGGCACCGCCAAUCCGCAGCUUUCUCAGGAAAUAGCUUGUUACAUGGGCCUUAAUCUAGGCCAGAUCAAAAUCAAGCGUUUUGCGGACGGUGAAAUCUACGUGCAGCUCGAAGAGAGUGUACGCGGUUGCGAUGUAUUUCUCGUGCAACCCACUUGCCCACCUGCCAACGAGAAUGUGAUGGAGCUGCUGAUCAUGAUCGACGCUUGUCGACGAGCAUCAGCAAAGACCAUCACUGCUGUGAUUCCAUACUUCGGUUAUGCUCGGGCAGACCGAAAGACUCAAGGUCGAGAGUCGAUUGCUGCCAAACUGGCUGCCAAUCUCAUCACUGAGGCGGGGGCAAACCGUGUGCUUACCUGCGACCUCCAUUCUGGACAGUCGAUGGGCUACUUUGAUAUUCCGGUUGACCAUGUCUAUGGUCAGCCGGUCAUCCUCGACUAUCUUGCGAGUAAGAUGAUAUCCUCGGAUGAUCUGGUGGUGGUAUCACCUGACGUGGGUGGAGUUGCUCGCGCUCGAGCUUUUGCGAAGAAAUUGUCAGAUGCCCCUUUGGCUAUAGUAGACAAGAGGCGGCACGGUCAUAACGUCUCUGAGGUUAUGAACCUCAUCGGAGAUGUGAAAGGAAAAGUGGCUGUUAUGGUUGACGACAUGAUAGACACUGCUGGUACAAUUGCAAACAGUGCCGCUCUUUUACACGCAGAAGGAGCGAAAGAAGUGUAUGCUUGCUGCACACAUGCGGUCUUUAGUCCACCUGCAAUUGAGCGACUGUCAGGAGGUCUGUUUCAGGAGGUCAUAAUUACCAACACGAUUCCUGUACAGGAGGGGAACUACUUCCCGCAGCUGACUGUAUUGUCAGUUGCCAAUCUUCUAGGGGAGACAAUAUGGCGUGUUUAUGAUGACUGUUCAGUGAGCAGCAUCUUUCGAUGAUCGCCGCCACUACUUCUACGGAAUGCCCCAAUUGCAACCUCUUCAGUGUCAUAGGAUUUUGUGACUGCUUUCAAACACAUGCUCCCUUCCAGAUCGCUUUGUCUCUGGAAUGUUGAGCCAGUUUCUCAAUUUUGUAGGAUAGGAAUUUUCGUAUUUAUCACUGAGAAAACCACUAUGUACUCCCUGUCAGUGGACCCAGCAUACAACCUGUGAUAUGCUGCGAGGGUUUUUUUUGGUGGCCACUAAAAUCACAUAGAACCUUAGUGAAGUACCUUGGUUUUGGUCCUCUUUAAUUAAACUUGUACUUUUUAAGUAUUACUUGGUGUCGUGUAUUAAUAGGUUGAGGUGCCCAACUGAUCUGGAGUAUUCUCUGGUGUCGGCUUAGGCCUGUUCUGCAGAGAGAGGGCUCAUAAACGCUUAACCCUUGUUCACAAAAUGAAGUGCAUAUGUCCUGGCAGGGCGAUCUGUGAGUUACCAGGUACCGCUUCACGACAACUUCUUGUGUGCUCAAGAUGUAUUCACUUGUGCGGAGAAAGGUCAGCAGGUUCUCCCGUUGUGACUAUCUCUCAUUGUAUCUAUAUUCUCUUUUUAUUCCACAAUAUUUCGUAUCUACCAUGA